This is a messenger RNA of Ectocarpus sp. CCAP 1310/34, 3285 nucleotides long. The record is from the annotation of a GenBank genome assembly. Lineage: Eukaryota; Phaeophyceae; Ectocarpales; Ectocarpaceae.
AUGUUGACCGAAGAACUCCCCGCCGAAGGUCACCCCCCUGGCGGGGGGGUUUCUCCGAAUGGCACCGGCGGCGGCGGCGGCGGCGGCGGCGGCGGUGCCCCUACCGCGGAGGGCACCGCCGCAGUGGCGGCGGUGGUCGGCGGAAAGUCGGCCACGCCGCCGUUACCGCGCGGCAAGGGUCCGGGGGGCCUGCGGGGUAACGUUAGCGUUGACGGCGGCGGUGAGGGUGGUGGUGCUGGUGGUGGAGAAUGGGCAUGCUCGCGGUGUGCGUACCACAACCCGGCGUCGCAGCUCGAGUGCGAUCUUUGCGACACCCCUCGAUCGGUGGUGGCUGCGGCGCCGAGAGCAAAGCAGGCGGGAAGCAGCAGCGAGGGGGGUGGAGUGACGUGCGGCUCGAGGAAGAGCGGUGGCAGCGGCGGUAGCGGUGCCGGCCAAGGCCGGGCCAAAAACCGGAAGGACGACGACGACGACGACGACGACGACGACGCGUGGAUUGUAGAUAGCGAUGAAAGCGGCGGCGGCGGCGGCGGUGGCAAGAAGAUCGGAGGGAGGAAGAGGAGGCUGGUCAAAGCCGAGGAAGAAGACAACGAGCCCGUCGAUGUCGACAGCGGCAGCGACCACGGCGACGGGUCCCGGGACCGCGGGCGGGGUGGCAGGAAAAGGGGCAGGGGAGACGCCGCCGCCGCCGCCGGCGGCCGCGGCAACGGGCGGGCCGCGAGGAAACAAAAGACGGCAGGCGCGGACAGCGACGAUGACGACGGCACGCCAGAAGAGGAAGAGGAAGAGGAAGAGGUGGAGGUGCUGCCGGUCGCGGGGAAGGGACGUCGAUCGGGCGGGGGGAGCCACCUCCGGAAACGGACCACCUGCGGCGGCGGCCGCGGCGGUGGGCGAUACUGUGACGACGUGAGCUCGGAUGAAAGCCUCCACAGCAGUGGCGACGACGAUUUCGUACUGACGAAGAAGCGGGGAAAGCAACCCGCCAAGGGCUUGCUGUCCUCUGGAGGGAAGGGGAAAGGAAUGGGCCGAGGGGUGCGGGGUGACGCUAUCGGCAAGCGAGGCCGUGGGCCCGGGGGGGGGUCGGGGCAGGCGAAGGGUACAUGUGUAGCUGCCGCCGCCGCCGCGGCCGCCGCUUCCUCCGCUUCCAAGGCAAAAGAGCCGCGGAAGCUCGUGGUGUUCGCUCACCACAAGGAAGUGAUGGAUGCCCUCGAGAGGGGUCUCGACGAGAUAGGGGUCUGUUCCGUGCGGAUCGACGGCAGCACCGCUCAGAAGAAGCGCCAGCCAAUCGUCGACCGCUUCCAAGGCAGCUCCUCGGUGUCGGUGAUCCUCCUCUCCAUCACGGCGGCCGGCGUGGGCAUCACCCUUACCGCGGCGUCGUGCGCGGUGUUCGCCGAGCUCUACUGGACGCCCGGGUCCAUGGCUCAGGCGGAGGACCGGAUCCACCGGAUCGGGCAGAAGGCCAAGACCGUGCUGAUACGAUACCUCGUGGGUCGAGGCACCAUGGACGACGGCAUGAUUAGCACGAUACACCGCAAGCAGACAACGCUCAGGUCGACCGUUGGGCUCAACCGGGACGCCGGGGGCUACAGCAACGUGCCGGGCAGGGAGCACCGCCUCUUGAGUCCUGGGAACACCCCAAGCCCAGUCCCUCCCCCGGCGAUGCCCGUGUCCAUGCUGUACCGCCGCGAGCGGUCACAGCGCAAGCUCGAGUUUGCACCAGCGGCACCGAGUGAGCAGCAGCGUUCAGCAACGGCGGCGGCGGCGGCGGCGGCGGAAGCUGAUCCAACAACCGCUUCAUCGCCACCGCCACCGUCAGAAGUGAAUGGGGCGUCGUCGUCGUUAUCACCCAGCAGACUGCAGCAAGGCGUGGAUUGCGUGGAUCUUAGCGGGUGUCCCACGAGAGGAGGUAGGCCUUCUUCUCCGCAUGGUCUUGACGGCGGCGGCGGCGGUGUUGGAGGCGGCGGUGUGAGUCCCUGUCUUCCCGCUGCGAAGGCUGCCGGCCCGGCCCCGGCUACCGCUUCUUCUGGUCCGUCACUUCCCCAGCAAGCUUCACCACGAACACAACCGUCGCAUACGUCAUCGAUACCACCACCAUCACCAUCAACAGCAGCAGCGGCGGCAAUGCCGUUGUCUUCCGGCGCCGAGGCGAAUGCCUCCGCGGUAAAAACGACGGCUGGCGGUGGCGGUGCGGGAACCUCCCACCAAAGCGGCAGCCAGCCUCUGUCGGCGGGAUCCCAGAGAGAAGGAAGGCAGGCGACGGCGGUAGGCGGCGAUGGGGCAGCGAAGGCAACGACUGUCCUCUCGGCUCAAGUUCAGGAACGCAUCGCUCGCAACAAGGCGAUGGCGCUGGAGAGGCUGGCCCAGCGCAAGAAACAAAAACAAGGCGAGCAGCAGCAGCAGCAGCACAAUCAUCGCCGCAGUCCGAACCCGCAGAUCCUUUCUCAGGGCAGCAGCAAUGGAGACAAUAGUUGUGGUAGGUCUCCGUAUUCCCAGCAGCAGCAAGACAGGUCACCUCGAGAGAACGCACCGCGGCAGCAGACUUGGAAGGAACAGCGGGCACAAAAUCGGCAGAAGCAGCAGCAGCAGCAGCAGCCACGACCAGAGCGGCAAAGAACGCCGCAACAGCAGGCACGUUGGCAGCACCAGCAAAGCGUCUGGAAGCAGCAUCGAGAGUUCCACCGAUCCCGCCGCGGGGGCCGGAGCGCCGCGGGUAGCGGGAGGGGGGCGGGGGGGGACCACGGUUUUUGUGCGGAAGGUGUCGCUAGAUACGUCGGUGGUGGUGGUAGCAGUAGCGGUGUUGUUGGUGGGUUGUGGUCGGAAAGCGGGGGCGGCGGGAGCGAGACUGGGGUCGGGGCGUCGGCUGGGGACGAGACAGCGACGCCGAAACGCCCCACGGCAACGACAAGAAGAAGCGCUGAUUGACGGCAGACGGACGAGGAAAUCGGGGUUGCUUACUCCCUGCUGCUGCUGCUGCUGCUGUGGUGUAUUGCAACAGAGGGUUUCCUUGAUGCACGCAGGCGUGUUGUCAUUCGUCGUGGCGCCGCUUGUCCUUCUGUGCUGUCGUUGAUGUUGUCGAGACAUUCAUACAUGCGAGCCAGACCCAGCCGCGUCGUGUUUUGUCGGCUUGUAUCGAUCUCGUUGGAGCGUGUUGGGAGGGACGGGCCGCGUGUGUAUCCGAAGCGUCCACAAUACUGAUCGCAACUGAUGUGUACAGCGCGAACAGAGAGCACGAAUCAGCAAAGGUUUAGUUGCGUCAAAAACUGCUCGAACUGAGAGAAAAACAUUUGU